GAGGGAGCGCGUGCUCGCGGCCCGGUCACGUGCCCCGCGUGGGGCGGUGCGGGGAAGCCGGGAGAUGCUGCGGCUGCUGGAGAAGCUGCCGCCGGGACGGGCCCUCGAGUUUCUUCAUAAAAUAGUUGAUGGCAUAUGUGGCCGUGCGUAUCCUCGAUACAAAGAUUAUGGCAAUAUCUGGAGCUUGUUGGAGUGGAUGGAGGUUUUAGAAGAAACAGGGAUGUAUUUCAAAACUGCAGUUGGCAAAAACAUAUCUGAUGAAGAGGCUGCUCAGCAGAUAAAUGAAUUAAAUUCAAGCUAUCAAGAAGCAAUCACAAAAUGCCUAAAAGGCAGAAAGGAAGAAAUCAGGAAUGCACUAGUGGAAAGAGUAAAUGCAAUCUCUUCUUCUCAGCUGCAGGAUUUUGACUGGCAGUUAAAGCUUGCUCUUUCCAGUGAUAAGAUCUCCAUGCUUCAGAUGCCACUUCUCAAUCUUGAUUUGGAUGUGAGAGAAAAUGGUGAAAUUAAACCAGUGUCUAUAGAGAUGAAUAAGGAGGAGUUGCAGAACCUAAUAAACUCACUGGAAGCUGCUAAUAAGGUUGUCUUGCAACUGAAAUGAUGGAAUUCAGCUUGUUCACAGUAUCUGAUGGCGAUGGUUCCCCGACUGACUUUGGGGGGGAGGAGGUAAAUGUUCUCUGCAAAGCCAGAAGUUGUUGAUACUGUAAAAUACUGAAGUGAGAAGGCUGUUAUGACUUGUGCCCAAAUAAGCAACUAAUCUUUUGAUAAAAAUAAUAGAAUCUUGUAUCUGUUUGACCAAAAAUAGAAAAAUCCAGUGUGCAAUUGCUUUUAGUACUAAAGAUGUCUAGAACUAUGGGAAAGCAUCACUUAUGAUGUGCCUGAUAAAACCAGGGCUUACUUGCAUAAUAUGUUGUCCUUAUCUAAGGUGCUGCCAUGAUAAUGAAGAACAUGACAGAGUACUUGUAGCAUUAAUCUGUUUAUACUUGUAAAUAGUAAAUAAACACUUGAUUUUGUGUGGAUAA
Molecule: messenger RNA, 1016 nt
Organism: Pezoporus occidentalis (night parrot)
Lineage: Eukaryota; Metazoa; Chordata; Aves; Psittaciformes; Psittacidae
Gene: COMMD8
Product: COMM domain containing 8
Exons: 5
Coding region: 65-595 (176 amino acids)
Source: RefSeq, a predicted model, not a curated record